AAUCAGUGACCAGAUCUUCAUCUGUGUUGCUGCAGGUCAUCACCUUCAUUCUGCAAUGGAGCUCCAGCAUCUAAUGUAUGUAGAGACACUCACCUGUAGACGUGGUAACCUGGAAUUGUCUCCCACCUCCAAUUUCUCCCUCUUGUCAGGGGAGCUACAGGAACACUAAGGGAUGGUCCAUCCCAACCUGUUACUAGGAGAAGCUGAGUGAGUCACUGCCUGCAGGUUCCCGUGUCUGUGUACUCACUGGAGAAGACAUCCAGAAUGCCAGUUUACCCUGGAUACCAGCUACUACAGGGACGGAAUCAGACGACAUCGAUCCUCUCCCUGUGAUUCCCUUCAGCAAAUAUCCCAGCAAAGGCUGCAGCCAGCACCGCUGGUUUCAGAGGAAAGGACAAAGACAUUUGCUCAAAGGAAGGUUCCUACCUGUCAGUGUUUGGGGAGGAAGUGUACAGCUUGCAUGAAGAUUACGUUGGAGCCCUUCAAAAGAAGUGGACAGAGCUCCCAAACCUCAGAGGUACAGAGACAACCAACUUUUGAAGAGUCCUUGAAGAGUCACACCAGACAUGUCUAUACAGAGCAACAAGCAGAGUUUGGGAUGGUUCUGGAACCAAUCCCAAGUCCUCUAAUAGCUGAACAAGUGCACAACUCAUCCCAUUUGGCUUCUCAUAGAAGUGGCCCCUUCCCUGGAACUGCCCAAGGAUCGAUUCUCAGGAGUUUGCAGAUCUCAGCCUCAGUAACAGGAUCCCAUCUCUGGAUAAAGAACAAGAAACCACUGAAGAGUGGAGAAGCCAGACCUCCUGUAGUAUGCAGUGGCCCAUCUUCAGCAGAGUAUAGUCCCAUGAAGAUUUUAGAUCACACUGGUGGAAAAACAUCCCUGGAGAAUAAGAACUGUGGUACCUCUCUCAGGCAGAUGAAAGUCUUGGUCCCAGACUUGCUUCAUUUUCACAAGAGUUCUAGCCAGAAGAGACAAAAUUCAGCUGCAGAUGCUUCUUCCUCUUCCUUCUUGGUCAGCCAUGCUCCCUCACACAACAUGGGCUUUGUGGCCCAGUUUUUGACCUGGAGAAAGGAACGGAGAAAGGUAAUUUACUUCCACUCAGCCACGAAGAACCUAAGAUAAGCUCCUCAGAC
Messenger RNA from Cyanistes caeruleus (blue tit), 1131 nucleotides. Lineage: Eukaryota; Metazoa; Chordata; Aves; Passeriformes; Paridae. The record is from RefSeq and is a predicted model, not a curated record.